AAAAAAAAAGAAGAAGAAGAGAAAAGCCAAAAAUAGAGAGAGAGAGAGAGAGAGGCAGAGAAACAAAAUCUUGAAAUUGUUGAUCUUGCCUUCGAAAUCGGAGAAGCCUAUAAACGCUCUCACCAAACAAACGAAUCCAUCAGAAGAAAGAAGAAGAUUGUGUUGGAUCUGAGAGAGAAGAAGCAAUAAUAAAAAAAAAAAGAAAUGAAGCAUCUUGAUGAUAUCCCAUCGACGCCAGGCAAGUUCAAGCCCUACUUCCACCGUACGCGGUGGCAAUCUUCGGUGGCCAAGCUCGCCUUUUGGUCUCUCGUCUUCGUCGGUUUGAUCUUCAUCUUCUUCUACCGAUCUCCCCUUGUUUCCGAUGACCCUACUUCUACUUCUCGCCGUUCCCUCCGCACCUACUCCUGGGGUGGCCCCGCUUGGGAGAAACGCGUCCGAUCCUCCGCCCGUCUCCGCUCCCGCCGCGGUUUCUCUGUUCUCGUCACCGGCGCCGCCGGUUUCGUCGGUACCCAUGUCUCCUCCGCUCUCAAACGCCGCGGUGACGGCGUCCUCGGUCUCGACAACUUCAACGAUUACUACGAUCCCUCCCUCAAGCGUGCAAGGCAAGCCCUUUUGGAGAGGAGCGGUGUCUUCGUUGUCGAAGGUGACAUCAACGACGCUGCUCUCUUGAAGAAGCUCUUCGAAGUCGUCCCCUUUACCCACGUUAUGCAUCUGGCCGCUCAAGCUGGUGUCAGGUACGCCAUGGAAAACCCUAGCUCCUAUGUCCACAGUAACAUCGCCGGCUUCGUCAAUCUCCUUGAGGUUUGCAAAUCCGCUAACCCCCAGCCCGCCAUUGUCUGGGCUUCCUCUAGCUCUGUCUACGGCUUGAACACUAAGGUCCCCUUCUCCGAGAAAGACCGCACCGAUCAGCCUGCUAGUCUCUAUGCUGCUACUAAGAAAGCUGGUGAAGAGAUUGCUCACACUUACAACCAC
This is a messenger RNA of Camelina sativa (false flax), 972 nucleotides long. The record is from RefSeq and is a predicted model, not a curated record. Lineage: Eukaryota; Viridiplantae; Streptophyta; Magnoliopsida; Brassicales; Brassicaceae.